UGCGCCAUGGCCGCCUUACGGCCCGGAGGCCGGGCCCUGCGCCCGCCGCUCUGCCGCGCCGUGGCGGACUGCGGCCGGCGGCUCGGCCCCGAGCGCGGUGCGGAGCGCGGGGAUGCGGCGUCGAGCGGGGUCUGUUCCCCAGGAUUUUGUCCUCCAAGAAAAUCCUGCCAUGAUUGGAUCGGACCCCCAGAUAAGUAUUCAAACCUUCGACCUGUCCAUUUCUACGUCCCAGAAAAUGAAUCACCAGUGGAACAAAAGCUUAGAGAAUUAAGACAAGAAACACAAGAAUGGAACCAGCAGUUCUGGGCAAACCAGAAUUUGACUUUUAGUAAGGAAAAAGAAGAAUUCAUUCGCUCCAGACUGAAAACUAAAGGUCCAGGCCUGAAAACGGAUGCAGGUCAAAAAGCAGCAUUGACUGCAGACGAAAUGGCUGAUUUUUACAAGGAAUUUUUGAGGAAAAAUUUUCGGAAGCACAUGUAUUAUAACAGAGACUGGUACAGGCGCAACUUCACCAUCACCUACUUCAUGGGGAAGGUGGCCUUGGAGAGGCUUUGGAACAAGCUGGCACAGAAGCAAGCGAAGAGGAGCGGCUAGCACUCCCCUCCGGCCUGCAGCCUCCCGCUGGCCAGGCCACGUGGAGGGGCCUGGGAAAUGCUGCAGUGACCACAGCCCCAUGAUUUUGUCUGUGGCUCCGUGUGUCGUAUUGUCAGGAAUGUUGUCAAUAAAGCUCUGAGCGCUG
Molecule: messenger RNA, 739 nt
Organism: Dipodomys spectabilis (banner-tailed kangaroo rat)
Lineage: Eukaryota; Metazoa; Chordata; Mammalia; Rodentia; Heteromyidae
Product: cytochrome c oxidase assembly factor 8
Exons: 5
Coding region: 7-594 (195 amino acids)
Biological process (GO): intrinsic apoptotic signaling pathway
Cellular component (GO): mitochondrion
Source: RefSeq, a predicted model, not a curated record